Coregonus sp. 'balchen' is the source of this 6176-nucleotide messenger RNA. The record is from the annotation of a GenBank genome assembly. Lineage: Eukaryota; Metazoa; Chordata; Actinopteri; Salmoniformes; Salmonidae.
CGCACGUUUGUCUAAGAGCGGGACGUUCCAAGAGGGGACAGAAAUUCUUCAAAUCCAUCUUUGUUUUCAUUUGACUCGACGAUGGUGUUGUCCGUUUCAGAUUAAUCUGUUAGCCAAGUAAACAGAUACACAUAGCUAUAAUUUACUUUUAGUGAAAAAAAUAUCAACUCCAUGGGUAAGUGUCAUUUACGUAAUGUAGCUAAAUAAAAAUGUUCCGAUACGUUUAGCAAGCUGCAAGCUAACCAGUUAGCCAGCUGUAACUCCCAAGCCCAGAAGGACGCUCAAUGGUUACCAAGGCAAGCGAUUUAAAUGUCCAAUUCUGGUAGAUUAUUUUUGAAAAGUGAAAGUCAGUUGAAAGAACAUUGCUACUGUUAUGUUCUUCUCAACUAGCUAGGUACCCACAUUUGACUCUAGUAUGUAAAGUUGACUAAAUUUAGCUAGCUAGUUAGCUAACUACUUUAGCUACUGUUGUUAAUGACUGUUAGUGAACAACAUGUUGACAAUUUAGAUAAUCAAGUUAACGUUAGAAAAGUCUCGCGGGCUUCUAUGUAGUUAACAUUUGCCCAUUCAAAUAGAUGGUAAAUGUUAUUAAACAUUAUACCGUCUAUUCAUUCAUUUGACAUUUACAUUUUAGUCAUUUAGCAGACGCUCUUAUCGAGAGCGACUUACAGUAGUGAGUGCAUAAAUUUUUAUUUUACCAUCCAAAGGCAUUGUAAUGCAGCUCUACUAGCAUGGUGAUGGAAAAUUGUGUUUCAUAAAGAAAGUGUAUGCCAUUAAAUCGAGUUAAGGAGGAAAUAGACGCAUUUGCAGCUUGAAUGGAAGUUUUAUUUAUGAACCGGUCCACUGGCGAUCCGAGUGUAUAGCCAGUUGCAUACAAUGCCUUUGGACAGUAAGAUGAAAUGACUCGAUAUCGCCAUCUGCGGCCUUUGGGCUAUUCACUAAGCCGUCUUCAGCCUGAGGGGUUCUCCCCGACACUGGCCAAAUUCUCUGUCUAAACGCAAAUGCGCCUCGUACUCGAUACAGUUUUGGAAACAUUUGUAACUUAACAUUCAUAUACGCGAGGAAUCAAGGAAAUGCAAUUGAGAUUCUCCCCAAUGGAGCAUGACUGGGGAGGAAGUUUCUUAUCUCGUUUUGGAAAAUUCAGCUGGGUGCAACCAGGAUACAACUUUGCUAAACUGCUUACAUUAACUGUAUAUUUUGUAUUUGAAAGAUUCUUUCUCGCUGUUAUUUCAGUUAAGUUCCAAAUGUUUCCAAAAAUGUAUCGCAAGUGAGGAUUAAUUAACGUUUCUAAUUGUAGUGGGAUUGAAGUUCACAUGGUCCCAGCUGUCCUCCAGACAAUCAGCUGAGAACCCAAAACGGGGGAAGCUGGUAGCACCCUUGGGUUCUCGAGAGCUACUUGCUAGCUUGCUAAGUUUAUUUGCUCAAACAGGAAAGGCUGAGAUGAUAUCACGUCUCAUCAAUUUCAUGAUCGCUACAACUAGCUAACAAUAUUUUGUCAUUUUGUAGACAUGGUAAACUCAAACACUGACUUCAAACCAAGAAUCUAAGAACAAUCCAAGUUCCUGUUGAUAAUAUGAGUCAGAAGAUGGAGGAGUUGUACACCCUCGAGAGGGAGGUCGGGCGAGGUAGCUACGGUGUGGUCUUCGAAGGCCACAUGUCCAAAACAGGCCAGCGGGUUGCCAUAAAACGCCUGCCCUGCAGUAGCCCAGAGUGCAUCGAGCUUUACCUCCAGGAGCUGUGGGCCAUGAGAGCUACGGCCAAGAACCACCCCAACGUCAUCGCCCUCCAUGGCUGCCUGCUGCAGACCGGACCCAAGACCCUGCAGCCCCUCAGGCCAGGCAGGCUGCCUCUGGACCUGGUGGAGAGCGCCCUGAAGGGGAGCGUGGUGGGGGUAGAGCAGAACCAGGAGGAGAAAGGGACUAAGUCGGACUCCUCCCGGUCUAAAACUAAGAAUAGAACUAACUCGGGUGGUCUCUUCAGAUCCAGAACCAAGAGCAGAUUGAGAACUAACUCAGAGUCAGACUUCUUCAGGUCCAAAUCCCAGGAAAGAACUAACUCUGACUUGUCCAUGUCCAAAACGCCUGUGAGGAAAAUUUCUGGCCUCUCCAGGCCCAGAAAGAGACCAGCCCCCACAGCAGAAAAGGAGAACCGUGGUCCCAGGCGCUGCUUGGCCCUGUGGCUGGUGAUGGAGUACUGUGAUGGGGGAGACCUGAACCACUACCUGCUGUCCAGACCUCCAGACAGCCAGAGGAACCACAGCGUGGUCCAACAGCUCAGCUCAGCCAUGGCCUUCCUCCACCGCCUCCGCAUCGUACACAGAGACCUGAAGCCAGACAACGUGCUGGUCUCUCUCACGCCUAACGGGCCUCUCGUCAAGGUAGGUACACUGAAAUUCAAAGGGAAGUGAAAGGGGUGUGUGUGUGCAACCAGUGUAACCACGGUCCCCGCUGAACACUUCAGUGUAACCACGGUCCCCGCUGAACACUUCAGUGUAACCACGGUCCCCGCUGAACACUUCAGUGUAACCACGGUCCCCGCUGAACACUUCAGUGUAACCACGGUCCCCGCGGAACACUUCAGUGUAACCACGGUCCCCGCUGAACACUUCAGUGUAACCACGGUCCCCGCUGAACACUUCAGUGUAACCACGGUCCCCGCUGAACACUUCAGUGUAACCACGGUCCCCGCUGAACACUUCAGUGUAACCACGGUCCCCGCGGAACACUUCAGUGUAACCACGGUCCCCGCUGAACACUUCAGUGUAACCACGGUCCCCGCUGAACACUUCAGUGUAACCACGGUCCCCGCUGAACACUUCAGUGUAACCACGGUCCCCGCGGAACACUUCAGUGUAACCACGGUCCCCGCGGAACACUUCAGUGUAACCACGGUCCCCGCUGAAAAGUACAUGUAACUGUAAGAAAAGUUAUACUAAUUGGGUGAAAGGAUCAUUAGCUAGUAUUUUUUUUUAAACAGCCAAACACAUAGUUCAUUUAAAUCCUGAACUUGAGACUGUAAUAAUAUUCACUGUCUUCUUCAAUCUUACAUUCCUCUAGGUGGCUGACUUUGGCCUGAGUAAGAUGAGCGUUGAGGGAGGCCAGGGGAUGGAAGGAGACACUAGUCUGACCAGACAGCACUUCUCCUCUACGUGUGGCUCUGACUUCUACAUGGCUCCGGAGGUGUGGGGCGGCCUCAGCUACACGGCCCAGGCAGACAUCUUCUCCCUGGGGGUGAUGUUCUGGGCCGUCUUGGAGAGACUCACCUUCCUGGAGGAGGGCUCCACACAGGAACAACUGGGUGAGUUAGAGAGAGGGAGGGAGGGAGGGAGGGCUCCACACAGGAACAACUGGGUGAGUUAGAGAGAGGGAGGGAGGGCUCCACACAGGAACAACUGGGUGAGUUAGAGAGAGGGAGGGAGGGAGGGCUCCACACAGGAACAACUGGGUGAGUUAGAGAGAGAGAGGGAGGGAGGGAGGGCUCCACACAGGAACAACUGGGUGAGUUAGAGAGAGGGAGGGAGGGAGGGCUCCACACAGGAACAACUGGGUGAGUUAGAGAGAGGGAGGGAGGGCUCCACACAGGAACAACUGGGUGAGUUAGAGAGAGAGAGGGAGGGAGGGCUCCACACAGGAACAACUGGGUGAGUUAGAGAGAGGGAGGGAGGGAGGGAGGGCUCCACACAGGAACAACUGGGUGAGUUAGAGAGAGGGAGGGAGGGAGGGCUCCACACAGGAACAACUGGGUGAGGGAGGGAGGGAGGGAGGGAGGGCUCCACACAGGAACAACUGGGUGAGUUAGGGAGGGCUCCACACAGGGGAGGGUGUGUGUGUUGUCUCGACCUGUGGCAGCCUAUGGAAAACAAAUCUAUGUUGACUAUCUGUGAAAAGAUUCAGAGGGGUUAGUUACGCUCCGGUUUCAUUUUGGCUCUUCAGAGUCGGAGGAUGAUGAUGAUGAAGCAGUCAGACUGUCAGAUUUAAUUCUCUAAAAUGUCUCUGCGCCACAAGCAGCUCUGUUGGAGGGAAACGCUCUGCUACAGGUUUACAAUAAAACACCUUCCUUCCCCACCUCGUUUGAAGUGUGUUAUCAACCUGAAUGAAAACGGCUCUUGUUACCGGAGACAAUACUGGAUUUGAAUAUAAAAUGGGAAACUGAGGCUCCAUUAUGUUGCCCGUGGUCUGGUGGCUGAAUGGAUGGGGUGAGUUAGGGAGGGAGGGAGACUUCCCAGGCCAGUAAAAUAGUGGCUCGUUACUCCCCCGCCUCCGUUUUGUUUAGUCUUCCCAGAGCCCAUGGAUGGAUGAUAGUUGUACUACAGUAAUUAUUACAGUUGGUCAUGUUCUCCUGGUUGAAGGAUUAAGGAUGAUGGUUUGUUGUUGGUCUACAUACAAAGAUUAUAUUUUCACAGACUGCAGUACUGAUAUCUGUCCUGUACCUGUGUGUUCCUACGUGUAUGUAUGUGUGUGUGUUAAUGGGUCAGCAGGCUUCAGUUCGGCUGGCUCCUAGCAGGCUUCAGUUCGGCUGGCUCCUAGCAGGCUUCAGUUCGGCUGGCUCCUAGCAGGCUUCAGUUCGGCUGGCUCCUAGCAGGCUUCAGUUCGGCUGGCUCCUAGCAGGCUUCAGUUCGGCUGGCUCCUAGCAGGCUUCAGUUCGGCUGGCUCCUAGCAGGCUUCAGUUCGGCUGGCUCCUAGCAGGCUUCAGUUCGGCUGGCUCCUAGCAGGCUUCAGUUCGGCUGGCUCCUAGCAGGCUUCAGUUUCGGCUGGCUCCUAGCAGGCUUCAGUUUCGGCUGGCUCCUAGCAGGCUUCAGUUUCGGCUGGCUCCUAGCAGGCUUCAGUUUCGGCUGGCUCCUAGCAGGCUUCAGUUUCGGCUGGCUCCUAGCAGGCUUCAGUUUCGGCUGGCUCCUAGCAGGCUUCAGUUUCGGCUGGCUCCUAGCAGGCUUCAGUUCGGCUGGCUCCUAGCAGGCUUCAGUUCGGCUGGCUCCUAGCAGGCUUCAGUUCGGCUGGCUCCUAGCAGGCUUCAGUUCGGCUGGCUCCUAGCAGGCUUCAGUUCGGCUGGCUCCUAGCAGGCUUCAGUUCGGCUGGCUCCUAGCAGGCUUCAGUUCGGCUGGCUCCUAGCAGGCUUCAGUUCGGCUGGCUCUUAGCAGGCUUCAGUUUCGGCUGGCUCUUAGCAGGCUUCAGUUUCGGCUGGCUCCUAGCAGGCUUCAGUUUCGGCUGGCUCCUAGCAGGCUUCAGUUUCGGCUGGCUCCUAGCAGGCUUCAGUUUCGGCUGGCUCCUAGCAGGCUUCAGUUUCGGCUGGCUCCUAGCAGGCUUCAGUUUCGGCUGGCUCCUAGCAGGCUUCAGUUUCGGCUGGCUCCUAGCAGGCUUCAGUUUCGGCUGGCUCCUAGCAGGCUUCAGUUUCGGCUGGCUCCUAGCAGGCUUCAGUUUCGGCUGGCUCCUAGCAGGCUUCAGUUCGGCUGGCUCCUAGCAGAACUGGGCUAACCGAACCAGUGUUCCUGGAUACUCCCUUUUAAUAUACCUUCACUUGAAAAAUGAGAAAAAAGCAGUAAUAGUACGGUUUGUCAAUUUUUUUAAACGUUGUAGCUAGUGUACACUUCCUCAAAAUAGUCAGAAUUAAUCUAAAAUAACUCAAGAAAUCUGUAAUUUUGACAUUUUUGCCGAAGAGAUCUUUAGUCGCUCAAUUAUACAUCUAAAUCAGAUGUUUGGUGCAGUGUUUGGUGCAGUUUUUUUAUGAAAAUGUGCAUUAAAGCAAGUCGUCUCGUUGAAUGACGACUUUAUUGAAGAUUCCCUACUCUUGACCAAUCACCGAUGAAGGGGCGUAGACAUCGGCUCCCGGGGGGAAAAAAUGGUGUGCCCAAACAGCCGGAAAAAAACCUCACCAAAGUCCAAAACGUCACAAAAUGUCGUCAUAAUAUAUGCACAAACUCUAGCGAACUGUUUCGGCUGGGAAGCAUGCGGACGCCUUAAGGAUGUUUAGUACUGAUAUACAGUCUUUUUUUCCCUGUGUGUUCCUACAGGUGCGUACGUGUGUAAGGCCCGCUGGCUGAUGCCCCUGGGCGAGGCGUUGUGUGAGAACCCGGACCUCCAGGUGUGUAUCCCCAUGAAGUCCCGCCGCGCCCCACCUCUACCGCCCCCUCCUGGCCAGGCUGUCUGCACCCUGCUACUGGACAUGCUGGCCUCCGACCCUGA